CUGCUGGCGGAGAUCGGGCGCGGCAGUUACGGCGUGGUUUACGAGGCAGUGGCCGGGCGCAGCGGGGCCCGGGUGGCGGUCAAGAAGAUCCGCUGCGAUGCCCCGGAAAACGUGGAGCUGGCGCUGGCGGAGUUCUGGGCUCUGACCAGUCUCAAGCGGCGCCACCAGAACGUGGUGCAGUUUGAAGAGUGCGUCCUGCAGCGCAACGGCCUGGCCCAGCGCAUGAGCCACGGCAACAAGAGCUCGCAGCUUUACCUGCGCCUGGUUGAGACCUCGCUCAAAGGAGAAAGGAUCCUGGGUUAUGCUGAGGAGCCCUGUUAUCUCUGGUUUGUCAUGGAGUUCUGUGAAGGUGGAGACCUGAAUCAGUACGUCCUGUCCCGGAGGCCGGACCCAGCCACCAACAAAAGCUUCAUGCUACAGCUCACAAGCGCCAUUGCCUUCCUGCACAAAAACCACAUCGUGCACAGGGACCUAAAGCCAGACAACAUCCUUAUCACAGAGAGGUCUGGCACCCCCAUCCUCAAGGUGGCAGACUUUGGACUAAGCAAGGUCUGUGCGGGGCUGGCCCCCCGAGGCAAAGAGGGCAAUCAGAACAACAAAAAUGUGAACGUGAAUAAAUACUGGCUGUCCUCAGCCUGUGGCUCAGACUUCUACAUGGCCCCUGAAGUCUGGGAGGGACACUACACAGCCAAGGCUGACAUCUUUGCCCUGGGCAUUAUCAUCUGGGCAAUGAUAGAAAGAAUCACUUUCAUUGACUCUGAGACCAAGAAGGAGCUCCUGGGGACCUAUAUCAAACAGGGGACUGAGAUCGUCCCUGUUGGUGAGGCGCUGCUAGAAAACCCAAAGAUGGAGUUGCACAUCCCCCAGAAACGCAGGACUUCCAUGUCUGAGGGGAUCAAGCAGCUCUUGAAAGAUAUGUUAGCUGCUAACCCACAGGACCGGCCUGAUGCCUUUGAACUUGAAACCAGAAUGGACCAGGUCACAUGUGCUGCUUAAAAUUCAGGGCAAAGCAUCUUGGGUGUUUUUAAACUAGGUUGAUCCUCGGGACCCACAGUCUCAUCAAGUCUCACAGAGGACGGCAGAGGGUACAGGUGGCUCGGCCGGCUGGCGAUCUCCCAGCAGCUGGAGCGCCAGCAAUGUGAAGCUUUGUUUGGGUUUUCCCCCUUCUUCAGUUUCGCUUAAUUUUUUUUUAUUUUAUUUUUUGUCUUUCUCUUUUUUCUUUUUCUUUUUUAUUUAAACAAUUUAAGAUGUCAAAAGAGCAGGAGCUCUGCUGUGGACAGGCACCAGUUUCUUUAAAGAAAUUUAAUAUGGACAAAUAUAUGUAUAAAUUUCCUUUUUCAUUUUUAUAAGGGGUUAGGGAGCUAUUUCAUUUUUGUCCUUUAUUUUCCCUGUCUUUCUUUUACCUGUUUCUCAGUUCUGCCUCUUAACACCUCACUUCUCCCAGAGAGGGCCUGCCUGUCCAUAGAGAUUGUGGGCAUUUCUCCUGGAACGGGGCACGGAGACAGGAGGCCUCUGGCCACCUCUCUACCAGGUGCAGGAACUGCCAGACACGGGAGCUGCUCCUUGCCAGCCCUUUGCCUUGAAUAAAGAUCCACCUGGAAGAAGACCAGCUUUUGCCCAGGAGAACUCAAGAAAGAAGCUCUAAACUGUGGGUGUGUUCUCUCUAAGCUGUGGAAGCCCCAGGCCACACAGGACUAACCGCAGUGGGAGUCAUUCCCUCUACUGCCCUUUAUAACCGGGAUCUCUGAGGGGGGUGGUGGUGGGUAACGGGACAGAAGUGACCAUCUCCCACUUCCUGGCAGUUUGAGUGGUCAUCUCACCCCAACUCUGCAGGCCUACGUUUCUGUUAGUGAUCUUCCCAGAAGACGAUCCCCAGGAAAAAACUGUCGUGCCAAAUCUCUUCCCAUGUGGUCACAGAGACUGCCUGAAUCCCUGCAAUCCAGUUGUGAGCAUUGCCAUAAGAACAGGGUGCCCUGGACUGGCUGUCACUGCAGUGAAGGGUGUGCCCUAUGCACCGGGUCCCCUGGUACCACUUAUGGUAACAGUGUCAAGCACCAUCUCCCUCACCCCAGGGAUGUGCUGUUAGGUGCCCACUUUCGUGGAAAUGUGUCUGACGGAAAGGAUGGAGCUGCCGAGAGUCGGGAGGUGGCCCCCGCAGCCUUUGGUGCCUGGUUGUGGGUUUGCCACCUUAGAGCUUCCCCAGCCGUGGACCCCACCAGCAGUGUCUGUCAGUGUAGCUGAUCUGCACUCCAACAACUCUCUUGGAGCCCCCUUUUCACAGGCUUCUGAACCUGGCAUUCCCCCCCCCGCCCCCAUGCAAGGACAGGGAAACCCCUCCUGUGCUGUCCCUCUUGUGUCACCUGGAUGCUGCUUUAGCUACUCCAGAGGCUUUUCAUCCUGUGACAACCAAGCAGGAAAGGGUCUUUGGGGAGGAGAAGGAAUUCUUUUGUGUUCAUUUUUGGGUUUUGUUUUCUCUACAGCAGCAUAGGAUCAAUACGGGGGACAGCUGGAGGGCAUUUAAGUGCUGUGUGACCAAGGGGCGCUUUCCCUGCAGCAGCAGUCUGGGCUCUGGGAGUCUGGGAGAGGCUAGCACAGCCCCAGCUGAAACUUGACAGUGUGUUUGCUCACAUUCUCUCAGCCUUUUCUCAAGCCCCUCAGAUCCCAAGGCUUCUUCCUCCUGGGCAGGCAGUUGGCUGUGGCUAGUGGGAUCCGAUGGGACUGCAGGUGGGAACCAGGCUCUUCCAUUCCUUGGCUGAAAUCCUUUGUGAUCGCCUGUCUCUUGUCUCUUCUUCUGAUUUCUUGGGUGACCUCCUGUGUGUGCUCUGAGCUGCAGCUGGGAGGUGGGAGUGCAGCAUCCCCUAAUUGCAGUGCACACUCCUCUGCCCCACCACCCUGCCUUCCCUUGGACCAGCUGUCUCUGUACAUGAGCAUAUGGGAAAAACAGUCCCCAAACUCAGCACCCCCAACUCUCCCUGUGCGGCUCAUGCCCUGAAGUCCCUAGUGAGGGCUUGGGCCUAACAAGUUUUUUACCUUUCGCUUCUCUUUUUCUUCUGCCCUCCCCGGUCUCUGAGCUCUGAGUAAGGUCUGGGAACUGCAGUGCUCCCCCUGUUAUUUUUCCUGGUGCCAGAGUGUCCCCUGUAGGCGACAGGAUGUCCAUACCUUGUGGGUGAGGUGGGCACCUGGGUAGCCAGCUUCCAUGCACCCUUCCCUUGUAGGACUCCCAGCCCUCCUGGCUUGGUGGUGGGACCUCCUUCCCUAGCUCUGAGGGCCGCCUCCUUAACCCAAGUGCCUGCCUCUCCCUCUCCUCCCUCCCCCGCUCGCUCCACUUUGUCCACCUGAGGCCCCCAGGCAGCUAGGAAGGAGUCCCUCCUAAGGAAGUGCUGCCUCUGCCCUGGCCGUAGACUAACCUGGGCAGAGGCCCAGGUGGCUCCUGUCCUCUUUCUCAGCCACUUGCCACCUGUUCCGCCAUGGUCGGCUUCCUUGCCACUUCCUGCCUUUUCACCCUCUCCACCUGGUCUCAGGCCUGGCAGUAGCUCUUCGGUGCAUCAUCUCAGCGCCAUCAAGUUUGUUAAGCUUGUUCAAGUUCUGGAAGUUUCCAAACCUUAAAAUAGCAGUCCGUUAAUUCUCUUCUUCAAUCUGUGACAGGGAGAGCCUAUUGGAGGGAGGGCUUGGGCUCAGCCCUGUGGGUCUGAGCUUGGUUUCCCCUAAGCGAGAGGAAUCAGCAAGACAGAUCAUAGUGCCUUAUUCCAUUGCCUUCCCCUGACCAGACCCCCGGCUCCCCUAGCGUAUGUUUCUCCUUCCUCCUUGUUUGUGUCCAUCUGUCUCAAGCUCUCACUCCCAUUCACAGGUAGCCACACAGGGAGGGUUACCCCCUCCCCCAUCCUUACCUGAGGGCUGCAGCCAGGUACACAUCUCCCCUCCCCACCACGUGCGCUCUAGCAGCUUUAGCGAAGGAUGGGAAGAUUGCUUCAGGCAGGUGCACGCUGCCCCUUACACCCAGCACGUCCCUGCCUCUUACCUCUAGCCAGGAGGCUGCCACGGCCUGUUCAAGACUGGCUCCAUCUGACCCCCUUCUGGGCACUGGGGACUAGGGUCGCAGGCCUCAGCCUCAUCUCAUCCCAGAGGCACUGGGACAGGAGGAUGGGAACUCUCCUCCCUCCCAGAUGUGGGUUGCCCCUCAUGGCUGCCUUUCUGAGGGAGUGUAUAUGUUUACUUGAGAAAUACCCUGUUUACAGCCAGAGGAGAAUGGUGCCCGACUAGGUGGACAGUGACUCGGGACAGGGCCUGGCCUUUGUGGCACUGCCAGCGGUGGCCCCAGAGUGAACACAAAGGCAGAGGUGCCAGGGGCAGGCGCACUCCCUCUGCCCUCAACCCUGCGGUGCUAAGACCACUCGCCACCUUCCUCACAGCCACCUGGCCCCUGGACAUUUCCCACCUCGCAUUCCUUCUCCCCCUCCCCCCCCAUUCUUGGCUCUUUAACAUAUCAGUUGCCUCCUAGAGAACCAGUGUUUGGAGCAAUAAGGUUUUUUUUUUUUUGCUUGAGUCUUUUUGUAAGAAAAGGAAAAGAUUUGACAUUGAGGGAUUCUCCUCUUUAUGCUGUUGGCUGUUUACCUCCUUAGAAGACGGAUGGACUUGUGGGUUUCAGCUUUGGGGUAUCUUUUGGAAGCUUGGAGAAGCAGGAGUCAGGCUUUCACCCCCUAAGAAGGGGAUCCUAACUCUGCCCUCACCAUGCUCCAUGUCACCUGGACUUCCAGCCCCUUCUUCCAAGUGCACCUCCCACCCUUGAUCCUGCUGGUGGCCCCUCCACACACACAUCUGGGGCACUGGUGCCUCUGACUCUAAUGGGGCUCUUGGACUAUUGCCCUCCAUGACUCCUUUCCCCUUCCUAGGUCUGUCUGGCCCCCAGACAGACAGCUGCUGGAGUCUUCUAGGAACUGGCGACCUGACAACAGCCAAGCUUGAACUAUUAAGUUCUUCAGGUGGCAGGGCUUGGGGUUGAGGCCCAGAGGCACUGCCUCGACCAUCCUCCCACACUGGGCUGAAGCACAGCCUUCAGGACAACACAGGCCCAUCUCUAAUCCUGUCCACUUGAGCCUGGAGAGGUGCCCUCAAGGGGGGAACCAGGAGAUGUUACCGGAGGGCUGACUAAAGUAGGCAUCCGCAGCCAUCAUCAGGAGAUGAACCCAAUGUCAUCAGCUGCCCGAACGCCCCUAAGGUUACAGGGGAAAGGAGUUUAUUUAGGGAUGUUUUAAAGACAUCAUUUGUGCCCAGGGGCCUCUUUCCAUCAGAGCAGGGGAGUAUGUUCCAAUGAUUUAACAGUUGUGUGGGGCCAUUUCAGUGAGGAAAGUUUUAACCCAGGCUCAAAGUUCAUUUCAAAUACUAGUUAAUAAACCUAUUUUCCUUUAUUUUCUUUUUUUGCACAGAAGCUGGUAAUCUAGGACCUACGUGUGAACAACUUUAUAUGAGUAUUUUUUGUAUUUGGUUUACUUGGGUUGGUAUGAUACAUUCUAUUUAAGUUCCUUGAACACUGUGGAGCCCCCUAAUGUGUAUGAAUGACUGAGGCUUUGUAAAUUAAGGGACGUUUGUGUGAAUAAAGUUAUUUGAUGGGGUCAAAGAAGCCAUAUGUGAUUUGAAAA
This is a messenger RNA of Miniopterus natalensis, 5636 nucleotides long. It is a transcript of the gene STK35, whose product is annotated as serine/threonine kinase 35. Lineage: Eukaryota; Metazoa; Chordata; Mammalia; Chiroptera; Miniopteridae. The record is from RefSeq and is a predicted model, not a curated record. Gene Ontology annotation, molecular function: protein kinase activity; ATP binding. Gene Ontology annotation, cellular component: cytoplasm; nucleus. Gene Ontology annotation, biological process: negative regulation of G2/MI transition of meiotic cell cycle; protein phosphorylation.